CUGCCCAGCAGCCAGGAGGCGUCGCGCUCCGUUGACGUCACAUCUAGGCGUUGGAAGAUGUCUGAGGGUUCCGGUCGCGCGGCGGGAAACGAAAUGCCGGCCAAGAAACAGAAGCUGAGCAGCGACGAGAACAGCAACCCGGAGCUAUCUGGGGACGAGAAUGAUGAUGCUGUGAGCAUAGAGAGUGGAACCAACACUGAACGCCCAGACACCCCCACCAAUACCACAAAUGCCCCUGGCAGAAAAGGCUGGGGCAAGGGGAAAUGGAAAUCUAAGAAAUGCAAAUACUCAUUCAAAUGUGUAAACAGUCUGAAGGAAGAUCACAAUCAGCCACUGUUUGGAGUCCAGUUCAAUUGGCACAGUAAGGAAGGAGAUCCGCUAGUGUUUGCAACAGUCGGCAGUAACAGAGUCACAUUAUACGAAUGCCACUCGCAGGGGGAAAUCAGGUUGCUGCAAUCGUAUGUGGAUGCAGACGCAGAUGAAAACUUCUACACCUGUGCGUGGACUUAUGACAGUAACACAAGUCACCCACUUCUUGCUGUUGCUGGCUCUAGAGGAAUUAUUAGGAUUAUUAAUCCUAUCACAAUGCAAUGUAUUAAACACUAUGUGGGUCAUGGGAAUGCAAUUAAUGAGCUAAAGUUUCACCCAAGGGACCCAAACCUUCUCUUGUCUGUAAGCAAAGAUCAUGCACUGCGACUCUGGAACAUCCAGACAGACACACUCGUUGCUAUAUUCGGUGGUGUGGAAGGUCACAGAGAUGAAGUUUUAAGUGCGGACUAUGAUUUGCUGGGUGAGAAAAUAAUGUCGUGUGGCAUGGAUCAUUCGCUUAAACUAUGGCGAAUUAAUUCCAAAAGAAUGAAGAUGGCCAUCAAAGAUUCAUAUGAAUACAAUCCGAAUAAAACAAACAGGCCCUUCAUUUCACAGAAGAUUCACUUUCCUGACUUUUCUACACGAGAUAUACAUAGGAAUUAUGUUGACUGUGUGAGAUGGUUAGGGGACUUAAUAUUGUCAAAGUCUUGUGAAAAUGCUAUAGUGUGUUGGAAACCAGGCAAAAUGGAAGAUGACAUCGAUAAAAUCAAAUCCAGUGAGUCCAACGUAACCAUUCUGGGGAGGUUUGAUUACAGCCAGUGUGACAUUUGGUACAUGCGGUUUUCAAUGGACUUUUGGCAAAAGAUGCUUGCCUUAGGAAAUCAAGUUGGGAAGCUGUAUGUUUGGGACCUGGAUGUAGAAGACCCACACAAAGCAAAAUGUACAACUCUCACAUACCAGAAAUGUGUAUCUGCAAUCCGUCAAACCAGCUUUAGCAGAGACAGCAGUAUUCUCAUAGCCGUAUGUGAUGAUGCUACCAUUUGGCGUUGGGAUAGACUCCGGUAAACAAUCUUUCCGUCAUGAAAUCUCCCAGAGAACCAUUUCUGUAUGACAUACCCUUCAAAUUUCUGACUUGCGUUUGUAGUAGGCGUACCAGCCUGUAGCUGAGUAUAGUGAGCUUGUAUUUUUUUUCCCCUGUAUUGUGUUCUAUCUACAAUUCAGCUGCUUUUAAUAAAAAUUUAUUUUUGUACAGUUUUCUGUAAUGUCUGUUUUUAUGAAUUUUAAUGUAUUUGGUGUCUAAUGUAUGUGGUUUGUAUGAUUGCUUAAAACCGGCAUGUUGAACGCCGGGAGUGUGAUCUGAAACUGUAAAUAUCUUAUUUGUAGCCUUUUCAAGUAGCUAUUAAUUUAAAUUGAAACUGUACUGUAUAGAAUUUGUACGGUAACAUUCCAGAACAAUCACAGACUACCCAUAACAGGCUGACAUGAAAUUAUACCAGCAGAAUUAUGAGAACCAUUAAAAUACUUGUGAAAACAAA
Messenger RNA from Pelobates fuscus (common spadefoot toad), 1844 nucleotides. RefSeq names its product embryonic ectoderm development (gene EED). The transcript has 12 exons. Bases 58 to 1374 code for a protein of 438 amino acids. Gene Ontology annotation, molecular function: nucleosome binding; protein binding. Gene Ontology annotation, biological process: heterochromatin formation; negative regulation of transcription by RNA polymerase II. Gene Ontology annotation, cellular component: ESC/E(Z) complex. NCBI's taxonomy places the organism in Eukaryota, Metazoa, Chordata, Amphibia, Anura, Pelobatidae. The record is from RefSeq and is a predicted model, not a curated record.